Molecule: messenger RNA, 1737 nt
Organism: Tripterygium wilfordii
Lineage: Eukaryota; Viridiplantae; Streptophyta; Magnoliopsida; Celastrales; Celastraceae
Product: BAG family molecular chaperone regulator 7-like
Exons: 3
Coding region: 229-1446 (405 amino acids)
Biological process (GO): protein folding
Cellular component (GO): plasmodesma
Molecular function (GO): protein binding
Source: RefSeq, a predicted model, not a curated record
AAAGCCAUAAUCCACGGCUGCUUUGGGACAAGUAAGUCCCGAUUUUACCCCUUGGCACCAUUUCGUUUACCAUCCUCGACUCCUCGUUCUCUUCAAAGAUUUGGCCUCUUCUCCUUCCAGCCUGCUUUUUAUAAAAUCAGCGUCAGUGUAUUCGUCACCUACUAAACCCUAAGCCGUUCAAUCCGCUCAAUCUGACUAUUGAUCUAGCAUUCAACGAGUCAAGUAACCAUGAGCAGAAUCAGGAGAAUCGAGAUCAUCGACCCCUACUAUCCCUCUUUCUCCGUCAGAGAAACCUCCAUUUUCACCCCCAAAACCGUAACCUUACCCUCAUUUGUAAUUGAAGAGCCAGAGCCUGACUUUAACUUUGCUCUCGAUCUCCUAAAUCCUACCCGUAGCCCAUUCGAGCUCUUUGACACCUAUACUGAUCUGAUCCAUGUAGAGAGAACGCCGUCAUUUUGCUCCUACAAGAGGAUUCAUCAGCGAGUGGGGACCGAGCUGAGCUUGCUGACUCUGUGCGACCGAGUCUCCGAGCUCGAGUCCAAAUUUGACCGGCUGUUAAACGCGAAGGUUAGUGCUGCCGGCGACAGGAAAUACACAUGGACGGCGGACAUCAAGGGUCCAUUAGAGAGGAAGUACAAGUUGACAGCGGAGAUCAAAGAAGAGAAGAAGAAGAAAGAAGAGAAGAAGGCGGGGAUCGAGAAGAACUAUAAGUGGACGGCUGAGAUUAAGGGCAAAGGAAAGAAUGGAUUGCGGUCUUACACGUUCAAAGCAUCAAGUGGCGAUGCAGGGGAGAGUAGCGGAUCAGAUGAGGAGGAUGAGAAGGAGAAGAAGAAGAUUGGUAAGAAAGAGAAGCAGGGAAAGUGUGCCACGCGUCUGGUGCAGAUUGAAGAGCCCUCUGAUCAUGGGGCUAUCGUUUUAAGACAGGCAUUUGCCAAGAGAACUGGUGCUGUUAAAAGUGCAAAGGGCAAGCAGAAGGAAUUGUCUUCUCAAGAUGCUGCUUUGAUGAUCCAGAUGUCUUUUAGAACUUAUCUGAUUCGUAGGUCACAGGCUCUUCGUGCACUUAGAGACCUGGCAGUUGCCAAGGCCAAGCUGAAGGAGAUUAGGGCCUUGUUCAACAACUUCUCCUACCGCAAACGCAUAGCUGGUGAUGCAGCGGAGCGUCAGAGGUUCUCUGAGAAAAUCAUUGUACUACUUCUUACUGUUGAUGCCAUUGAGGGUGCUGAUUUGAUGGUGCGAGCUGCGAAGAGAUCAAUGAUAGAUGAGCUUGAAGCGAUACUUGAUGUGUUGGACCCACAGCCCACUGGUAAAUCACUAUCAAUGAGAAGGAGAACAUUUGAUAUGCCUGAUAGUGUCAUCAGGAAGGAAAUUGCAGAAGGUGUGGCACAGGUUGUCCGAAUGCUUGAUAAUGAAGAGAAGAAUGGCAGCACCUUUGAGGCAUGCCUGUGAAGACGUGCUGCUGUAAUAAGCCAGCCCAUUUGGGUUUUCUAGUAUUCUUGCUUGUUUGUUAGGAAUGAAACAUGUUUGUUAGAGGAGAGACGAUCUUGCGCUCUAUUGAUAGAGCUGUGUUGUGUAUGCUUGAACUUUUCCCACUAUCUGUAUGUUUGCGAGGGUGUGCUGUGCUUUAGACUGGUAUUUGGAAGCUUUGAGCCAUCUGGAAUUACCCUUCUCAAGUAAGUGCCAAACUCUCCCUUUCCUCGUCUUUCUUCUUUCUUUGGGGCAUAAGAUUUUAUUUUAUUU